Messenger RNA from Aethina tumida (small hive beetle), 1479 nucleotides. RefSeq lists its product as uncharacterized. Lineage: Eukaryota; Metazoa; Arthropoda; Insecta; Coleoptera; Nitidulidae. Bases 1 to 1479 code for a protein of 492 amino acids. The transcript is spliced from 7 exons. The record is from RefSeq and is a predicted model, not a curated record.
AUGUCUGUUCACGAACGAACUGCUUUAUUAGACAUACAUGAUGUUUCAAGACAUAGAAAUGACGGUUUAUCUGUUUUCUUUGCUAUUAUAUGUAUUGUGGAUGUUUUCGGUGUGUUUCCGAUUGUGGCAUUGCCAAAGGCGAUAAUUGAUUGUGGAUAUUUAGGAAUCCCAAUGAUAAUUACUGUGUGCAGUCUUCAAAUUUACACCGCCACUUUGUUGGGAAAAUGUUGGUUGAUGGCAGAUAAUUUGUACCCAUCAAUCCACAGAAAAGAUAGAUACCCAUAUUCCGCCCUUACAGAAUUCACCUGUGGUAAAUUUGUUGCAAAAUGUGUAGAACUCUUGCUGGAUUUAACUAUAUUCGGUGCUGGCAUACCAAAUUUGAUUCUGGCUUCACAGAAUGUACACCUUUUGGGUCUGAGGCUAAGUAACAAUACGUUUGAUGUCUCAUAUUGCUAUUGGAUCGUAAUUAUGGGGUUGCUUCUUUGUCCAAUUUUGUGGCUUGGCAGUCCUAAAGACAUGAAGCUAUUAUGUACAAUCUCUGUGGUGGUUGUAUCGAUGGUUUUCGUACUGAUUUCCUUUUGCCUUCUGUUUAGUAAUACUAAGGAAAUUGAAAGUGAGGACGACACAUUUCGACCUGACAAACCGUUGUGGGAGACAAUGUUGACAUCAUAUGGCAUAAUAGCAUUCCAGUUUGACAUUCAUCCUAGUAUAUUGACUAUACAAGUAGAUAUGGAUGAACAAAGAAAGUUGCCAAGGGCUGUACUAGGUGGAUUUUCAGCAACUCUUUGUAUGGCUGCUAUUAUAAGUAUUUUAGCUUCAAUCAAAUAUGGAAACUUAGUCCAACCUAGUAUUUUAGAAACUCUUCCAACUUCUUUAGCUUUACAUUUAGCUGCUGCUUUGGUGGCUUUACAACUAUGUUUAACUUCAGCUGUCAGUAACAGCGCAUUAUAUCAACACAUGGAAGAUUGUUUGGGAAUUUCUAGAUAUUUUAAUCACAAAAGGUGUAUUUUACGAACUAUAUUAACUCUACUUGCUAUAGUCUUGGCAGAAUCAGUUCCAAGGUUUGAUUUAGUGAUGUCUUUAAUAGGUGGCACAUUAACUGGUCCCUUGGUUUUUAUGCUACCACCAUUUCUGUACAUCAAAAUGUUAUCAUUGUGCAAAUCAAAUGAAGAAAGGAUGCACAUGGAAACGUUUAUGAAAACUGCCUACUCAACAGACGAAAGAGGAAGUCUUUUAAUGACAACCAAACGCUAUUCAAGUCGAUUUAGUGAAGAAUUCAACCUUAGCGUUAAUUUCAUUCACAAAUCUAAAUGGUUGAUAUACGACAAAUUGCAAAUUGCCUUUUGCAUAUCGAUUAUAGUUUCCAGUUUUGGAAUGACUUGCCUCACCACGUAUUUUAAUGUUUACGACGUAAUGAACUUCGCGAAUUUCUCUAAGCCUUGCAUCUAUAACGUGUCUGCGUCAUUGUUGUAUUUAUGA